This is a messenger RNA of Helianthus annuus (common sunflower), 2959 nucleotides long. RefSeq lists its product as uncharacterized. Gene Ontology annotation, cellular component: Ino80 complex. The record is from RefSeq and is a predicted model, not a curated record. The transcript is spliced from 10 exons. Lineage: Eukaryota; Viridiplantae; Streptophyta; Magnoliopsida; Asterales; Asteraceae. The coding region runs from base 389 to 2716 and encodes 775 amino acids.
AUAGUUUUGAGGUUGUUGGUGUCUCUUCUCUACAAUCAGUCAUACAUGUGUCGCUCCUCUGCCUCCCCCCAUACACGAACCGGAUAACAACACCAACCAACUACUCUCUUCAUCUUCAUCACUUCUAUUCAUUCAUCAUCUAUCCCCCAUUCUUCAAUCCUAUUUAUGCCUUAAUUCGUCAUCUCACCUCUUACAAUCCACUAAUUCACUUCCCUUUUUACUCUUAUUCUUCGUCAAUCUCUGUUUCUAGGGUUUCGUUUCUGCAAUUGAAUUCGUGUUUGAUUGUGUUCUGCAAUGAGGUUGAAGGUUUAUGAUUUGGAUUUUUAGUGUGUUCAUGGAACCGACUUUCCAUACAUUUGCACUCCUUUCCUUGAAACUGUAUAUUUAAAUGGCAGCAGAUAAGCUGAAUAAGAGUUCUAAAGUAAGCAACGGCAUUUGUCACACAUCUUGGGAGAUACAAAAAGUGAAAAAGAAAAAACAUCCUCAUUAUGAUUUAAAUACAAAAUCACGUAUUUGUCUCGAGUGGGAUGACAAGAAGGAACGUGUUGUUCCUAAGAAGGAGCAGAUAAGCAUUGCACAAAGAGAGUUGACUCCGUUUUUUCCUUUUGUCGCGCAUUACCAAAAUGUUCUCGGUGAUGUCUUUGCAGCUCCUCCUGAAUUAUUUGAACUCAAUAACUUGACCGGUUUGCUAUCUUAUGAGGUAUGGCAAACUCAAUUGUCGGUCCAAGAAAGAGAGUUUCUUACGCAGUUUCUUCCUGAAGGGAGCGAGCCACAUGCAGUUGUUCAUGAAUUAUUAGCUGGGAAUAAUUUAUAUUUUGGAAAUCCAUUUAAAAAAUGGGGUGCUUCUAUAUGCUCGGGUAAUUAUCAUCCUGAUGCCAUUCUUCGUCAAGAACAGCGUAACAAGGCUAAUAAAGUAGCAUAUUAUUCAGAAUUGCAGGAAUACCAUACUAAAAUGAUAGGGAGUCUGCAAUUGUGGAAGGAAAGAUGGACAAUAUGCAUGAAUCCCGAUAAUUUUAUGCAAAAAGUUCCAAGGCCUAAAAGGGAUUUUCAUAAAAGCGGGCCGUCACAAGAGAUCGGCUUACAAAACGGUCCGCAACAUGAUUUGUGUGUAACAUCUGGUUCUUGUUCAUGGGACGCUGAUGAUAAAUCAUGCAAUAAUAACAGCCCAGAUCUAUCAGCUAGCAACGGAGAAGCAUUAGCGAGUGUUUCCAGAACUGAUUUGGAGAAAAGACCUAAAAAAGGAGAUAAAUUACGGAAGCUCAAUAUAGAGUGUGGUGAUGGUGCCAAGUAUAUGUCAUAUAUCAAGGUUAGCAAGGGGCAGCAUGAACGAGUUAAAAGCAGUAUGAAACAGUCUAACACCAGCAUCCAACCACGGUCUCUUAAUCUUGUUUUAGGAAAUCUCGACGGUUUUUGUGUUCAACCAUAUGAACUGUUUGAGGAAGAAGAGAGACAGAAGUUGCAUGGUCACUGGCUGGAUUUGGCAAAGAAAGACCUCCCUGCUGGCUUUGAGAACUGGAAAAGUUGGCGAUCUGCCAAGUGGCAGUUGACAGUGUCUUUGAGGAAAGAAAUGGAAGAUAAAUGGAAGUCAAAGUCAAAUGACGAGUCCGUUUUGAAUUUGUAUGAUAAUCAGGAUGAUGAGUCUAUAGUUGAUGGUCAGGAUGAAGAGAUAGAGCAAUCGAGCGAAGAGCAACACGACGGUGAAGAAACAAAUGACGCAAUUUUAAUCACAUUAGAGGAGAACAUGGAACAAAAUGAUAUUUCAGUAUUUCGGUCAGACGCCGAUCGUAAUGCAGAAAAUCACGACACCACAAACAAGUCUAGUCAAGAUUCUGGUCAACACCAAAACUUCUCUCCCAUACCCAUCAAUACCAACGAUGACGUUAUAACAGAAUCAGAUGCUUUCCCUUGUAGUCUAGUUGAUUAUCCUGAAAGCAUAAGUCACGCAGAUACUUCCGUUGGUGAACAGUUUCCUCCGCCCUCUGCCGCCACUGAAAUAUGGCCGCUAGCUCCCUUACCAAGCGUGUACUACCAUCAACCUACAUCCGUAAGCCAAGAUUACCCUUCCGUUAGUCAAUCAAGUUUUCUCAACAGACGAUCCGACAGUGGAGAUUCUUUCUUUAAUCCUUGCGCUAGUCAAGACCGUAACGAAUUACUAUUGCAUUCCCAUUAUUCGGGAACCAGUCAGUUUUCCAGAAACUUAAGUUUGCCAUUACCGUUAGAUCCAAGAUUAAACAUUCAACAAAACGUAUACGCAGAUGGAGCAGGUCGGUUUCCGAUUCCAAGGGAAGAACACGAACACCUGUCGCCACUGGACCACGUUCAGGGUUGGCCCGGGACUGGUAUUGUCAACCUGCCAAUGUCAGCAGCGUCUCAUCACCGGUUAAGCCAAAACUGGUUUUCCGAUGAUGAGGUGGCACGAGACGGGUGGUCAGGUGGUGUAGUUCCAAACCAUGACAUUGGAAGUGGUGGCGGUCAGGUGGUUGAUGAGAGCUUAUAUAGUGUGUUAUCCGAGUGUAACGGGUUGCGUUCAGGUCAUUAUAUUCAGUCUGAAAACUAUGCGGAGGCCGGACGUGAAUCGGUUCCGUCACGUGUCGGUAGAGGGUCGGGUUUUAACUACAUGAGUGGCAAUGAAGGUCAGUUGGGAUGGAUUGGAUUGCAGGAGAGUGGGGGGAAACAGCCAUUUGCAAGGUUAUGGAAUGAUAGAAGUUUAGGGUGAUGAUGUAGUUUUUAGGAUUAAAAGUUGGAAAUAUGGAACGACAUGGACCGAUAGAUAUAGAUGGAUAUAUGGAAAGGACAUAGUCAGUUUAUCUGAUUAUGAAUAAACCUUUUGCAGGAUUAAUAAUGUAUGUAUGUUUUUUAACUUUCAGUUUUGGUUCAAGGCAAAGGUUAUUUGAUGCUACAGUGAAAUACAACUUUUGUUACUUGACUGCAGGUUAAUUAUUUAAUUAUUUUAUUUAUA